Coregonus sp. 'balchen' is the source of this 1501-nucleotide messenger RNA. NCBI's taxonomy places the organism in Eukaryota, Metazoa, Chordata, Actinopteri, Salmoniformes, Salmonidae. The record is from the annotation of a GenBank genome assembly.
AGUGCUGGGACUCCUGUCACAUUUAAUGAGAAUGGCGAUGCUCCAGGACGCUACGACAUCUUUCAGUACCAGAUCAACAACAGGUCAACAGCAGAGUACAAGGUCAUUGGCCACUGGACCGACCAGCUACACCUAAAUGUAAGGACGAAUGGCGUUGCUACCAUUUCCAUAAAUGUUAGGUAACUGCUUUGUCUUGUUAUUGUAUGCAAGUCUUAAUAAUGUUACUUGUUAAUAAAUCACAUUAAUAUCCAUGGGGACUCAUUUUCCACAAUACCUAUCAAAUAACUGUCAUACAAUCAAUUUAACUAAUUUGCCAAAGUUGAAAAAAUAUGAUUUGAAAUUUAAUGACGAUGACAAUAAAAAAAAAAACAUUUGUAGACAUUUAGUAGAUGCUCUUAUCCAGAGCGAGUAGCGAGUGCUCACAUUUUCAUACUUUCAUUUUCAUACUGGUCCCCCAUGGGAAUAUAACCCACAACCCUGGCAUUGCAAGCGCCAUGCUCUACCAACUGAGCCACACGGGACGAUGAUGAUGAUGAUGUUGAUAAAUCAAGUCGAUGUUAAUGAGUCAUCUUCUUUUAGUUCUUGGCCAUUUCUAAGAUCAAUGUAACACAUGUUCUGCCCCACUCAGAUGGAUGCCAUGCAGUGGACCAGUGGAGACCCCUCUGUGCCCGCCUCUGUGUGCAGCCUGCCCUGCAAGAUGGGUGAGAGAAAGAAGGUGGUGAAGGGAGUACCAUGUUGCUGGCACUGCGAGCGCUGUGAGGGCUACCACUUCCAGGCCAGUGAGUUCAUUUGCGAGCUGUGCCCUUAUGAGCAACGACCUGACAAGAACCGCACUGGGUGCCAACCUAUCCCCAUCAUCAAGCUGGAGUGGCACUCACCCUGGGCAGUGGUGCCAGUCUUCAUCUCUGUCCUGGGCAUUCUGGUUACCACCUUCGUCAUCAUCACCUUUGUGCGCUACCACGACACUCCCAUUGUCCGAGCCUCGGGCCGGGAGAUGAGCUAUGUUUUGCUCACAGGUAUCUUCCUGUGCUAUGCUAUCACCUUCCCCAUGAUCGCAGCCCCUGACGUUGCCGUUUGCUCCAUGAGGCGCAUCUUCCUGGGCCUGGGGAUGUGUUUCAGCUAUGCAGCUCUGCUUACCAAAACAAACCGCAUCCACCGCAUCUUCGAGCAGGGCAAGAAGGCUGUGACAGCACCGCGGUUCAUCUCCCCGGCCUCCCAGCUGGUCAUAACCUUCAGCCUGAUCUCAGUUCAGUUACUGGGUGUUUUUGUGUGGUUCACCGCCGACCCGCCGCACAUGGUGGUGGACUAUGGCGAGCAGCGCACACAGGACCCUGAGAACGCCCGUGGGGUGCUCAAGUGUGACAUCUCAGACCUCUCACUCAUCUGCUCGCUUGGAUACAGUAUUCUCUUGAUGGUCACAUGCACUGUUUACGCCAUCAAGACCAGGGGAGUGCCAGAGACCUUCAACGAGGCUAAGCCUAUUGGAUUUACUAUGUAUACU